Saccoglossus kowalevskii is the source of this 747-nucleotide messenger RNA. RefSeq lists its product as uncharacterized. The record is from RefSeq and is a predicted model, not a curated record. Lineage: Eukaryota; Metazoa; Hemichordata; Enteropneusta; Harrimaniidae.
AUGGAAAUGCAUGAUGCUUCCGGGGCGCUGCCAUUUGAUAUUCGUAAGGUGCAGCAAAGAUAUACAUUCACGUCAAGGCAAAGAGAGGUAUUACUGAAACAUUUUAACAAUGGAAUGACUUGCCAGAGCCAAGCUUACCAUGAAAAAAUCAUGACCUGUGCGAGAGAAGCUGAGGUAGACUUUGAUAUUGUGCGGAAUUGGAUUGGGAAUGUCCGCCGUAAAAUGAGAAUAGAGGCAAACAAGAUGCAAUCUCCAUCAGGCGGCAUGAUGAUGGGGGACAAUUGUGAACCUAAACUUCCACGGCUUGAGGACUUGCAGAACCUUUUUGGUAACCAGCCUGCAAAACCUAUGCAAGGAGCAAUGUUAAGAACAUCUGUUGGAUUCUCCCCACCUCUCAGUCAUCCGCCUCAACUUAGUAUCCCUAGUAUGAACUUACAAACACAGCUAGGAAACCAUCAACAGCUGAUACUUACGGAGGAUUCUGCUGUCAGCAUGGCAAAUGCUGCUGCCGCUAACCCCGUGUUCAACGCUAAACCUUCUCCUCAUCCAAUGCAGAUUACUAAAGUUGUAUCAAACACAAACAAUGAAAGAGACAGACCAUCAUCUUCAUCUACUAGCUCCAUGGUCAGUUCAGCAGCAGUUCAUUCAGCAGGGCCACAGUCAACAGCACAAACUAUUUUCUUUUCAAAUGAGAAGGAAAUUCGUGAAAAUGAUAUUAGGCGAACGAUGGGUAAUAUACAACAAUCU